CCUGAACAUGUUCUUCUAUAUAAUUGGCCCCAUAUCUUAUCUUUUCUUUCUACAACUAAUAAUUAUUUCAACUUCUGUGUCUUUAUAACCAAACCCACAAGGAACCACAAUCUCUCAAGCCAAGCAACCCUUGAGAGAGGCGAUGAGAAAAUGCUGAAUUGGAAAAUGGUUGGUUUGUUUGCUUGUCUUUCGGAAUCUAACUAAAGUUUCCUUCUGCACUCAACAAGAAAGCCUCAACUUUUCUUCUUCUGCGGCUGCAACAUCUGCAUAUUUCCGGUCUUUUGAGUGUUGUAACUAAGAUGAAUUUGGGCGACUGCAAGGUCAAUCCAUUGGGUCGUAAUGGGGGCAUGAACAAGGACAAGCCCUUUAAAAUGUUUGUGGGUUAUGAUCAACGUGAAGACAUUGCAUAUGAGGUUUGUCGACACUCAAUAUUGAAGAGAUCUUCAAUCCCAGUUGAGAUCAUACCACUUAAACAAUCUGAUCUGAGAAAGGAAGGCCUAUAUUGGCGUGAAAGAGGCCAAUUGGAGAGCACAGAGUUUUCUUUUACUCGGUUCUUGACUCCAUAUUUGGCCAACUAUGAAGGUUGGGCAGUGUUUGUGGAUUGUGAUUUUCUUUACCUAGCUGACAUUAAGGAGCUAAGAGAUUUGGUUGAUGAGAAAUAUGCCAUCAUGUGUGUUCAACAUGAUUACACCCCAAAGGAGACAACAAAAAUGGAUGGAGCAUUGCAAACUGUGUACCCUAGGAAGAAUUGGUCUUCCAUGGUGUUGUACAAUUGUGAACAUCCCAAAAACCGGGUCUUGACGCCGGAGGUUGUGAACACACAAACCGGCGCUUUUCUUCAUAGGUUUCAGUGGCUUGAGGACGAAGAAAUUGGGUCCAUCCCAUUUGUUUGGAAUUUUCUUGAGGGACAUAACCAAGUUGUUGAAGGUAAUCCCCGGACUUUCCCUAAGGCAAUACACUAUACUCGGGGAGGACCGUGGUUUGAGGCUUGGAAGAAUUGCGAGUUUGCAGACCUGUGGUUGAAUGAAAUGGAGACGUACCUGCAGGAAACGAAGAAGAAAGUCGAAAAUUAGGAAGAAUUAGCAGGUAGUGUACUACUGCAUUUGAAGUUUGAGAUUCAUUGUUGGAGUUCAUUUUUUCGCUCUUUAUUUUAUGUUGAAUAAAUGUGUGAAGGAGUCCAGAUGUGCUGUCCCUUUUAUUCCAUAUUUAAUUUGCGGACACCCGUUCUAUGCGGCAGCAAAUCAAGUAGAGGGAGGGGGACAAGGGUUAUGUGUGAUACUUUUUAGAGAAGUGUAAUGUCACUACUACAAAAAAGCAA
Molecule: messenger RNA, 1318 nt
Organism: Prunus persica (peach)
Lineage: Eukaryota; Viridiplantae; Streptophyta; Magnoliopsida; Rosales; Rosaceae
Product: protein CDI-like
Exons: 3
Coding region: 300-1073 (257 amino acids)
Source: RefSeq, a predicted model, not a curated record